GGAGCGACUCUAAAAUAUUCCCCUCUCUUCCGUCUCCUCUGGGUAUUCACUAGUGAGCAAGGAUAUUAUCAUCAUUCCAAAGUAGGGCUGUUCUAGGGAAAAUGCAAGUCUUAGGUGUCGUUGCGUUUAUAUUCGCAGUAUACUGCGUGCAUGCAAAGGUUUACUUUCGGGAGGAGUUUCUGGACGGUGAUGAAUGGACAAGUCGCUGGGUGAACUCCAAACACAAGUCUGACUAUGGAGAGUGGAAACUGACGGCUGGGAACUUCUACGGAGAUGCUGAGAAAGACAAAGGUCUCCAGACAAGCCAGGAUGCUCAUUUCUAUGCUGUCUCUUCCCGUUUUGACCCCUUCAGCAACGAGGGCAAGCCUUUGGUCAUUCAGUUUACUGUCAAGCAUGAGCAAAAGAUUGACUGUGGUGGUGGCUAUGUGAAGGUCUUCCCUGCUGGUUUGGAUCAGGCUGACAUGCAUGGAGAAUCCUCAUACUACAUCAUGUUUGGUCCUGAUAUCUGUGGCUACAGCACAAAGAAAGUCCACGUCAUCUUCAAUUACAAAGGAAAGAAUCACCUCAUCAAGAAAGAGAUUAAGUGCAAGGAUGAUGAGCUGACCCACCUGUACACGCUGAUCCUGAAUCCAGAUCAAACCUAUGAAGUGAAGAUUGACAAUGAGAAGGUAGAAUCUGGCAGUCUGGAGGAUGACUGGGACUUCCUGCCUCCUAAGAAAAUAAAGGACCCCGAAGCCAAGAAGCCAGAGGACUGGGAUGAUCGUGCCAAGAUUGAUGAUGCUGAUGACACCAAGCCAGAGGACUGGGACAAACCUGAAAAUAUUCCAGACCCUGAUGCUAAAAAGCCUGAAGACUGGGAUGAGGAUAUGGAUGGAGAGUGGGAGCCACCCAUGAUCCCCAACCCAGAGUACAAAGGAGAAUGGAAACCCAAACAGAUCGACAACCCUAACUACAAAGGACCCUGGGUGCAUCCUGAGAUUGACAAUCCUGAAUAUAGCCCUGAUUCAAACAUCUACAAGUUUGACAGCAUUGGUGUUUUAGGUCUUGAUCUUUGGCAGGUGAAAUCUGGUACCAUCUUUGACAACUUCCUGAUCUCAGACGAUGUGAAGGAAGCAGAAGACAUUGCAAAGGAGACAUGGGGUGUGACAAAGGAACCAGAGAGGAAAAUGAAGCAGGAGCAAGAUGACCUGAAACAAAAGGAAGAGGAGGAGAAGAACAAAGAACAAGAUACUCAAGCUGAGGAGGAUGAAGAUGAAGAUAUUGAUGAGGAGGAGGAGGAAGAAGAAGAAGAGGAAGAAACAAAGGAUGAUAUGGAGGAAGCACUUUCAGAAAUGGAGGAUGAGGACGUAAAGCUUAAAGAUGAGCUUUAAGGAGGGUUGUCCAGAGAUUUUGUCUUUCCCUCCAUUAGAAACUCUGUCCUAUAAUUCCCAGGGGUAUUGUGGCUGCUGUGCAUCCUUUCCCUGAGAUCUGGACACAACCUAACUUGGGGGCAAAUGUAGUGAAGUGGGGCAGGUGGGUGUUAAUGGACUUAGUUUCUCUAUCAUUUUGGUCUUGAUGUUACCCUGUUGCCCCUAAACAGCUGGAUUGAUUGUAAGAUUUAUGCCGACAAAGCCCAUUCCUCAUUUUGUAAUAACAGAGAAUAGAAAGGCACUGACAUCCACUGUUUUCUUGAUUUUUCUUUAUCUACACAUAGACCUUAUUUGCAGAUUCCCUUGCACAUUUGCUCAUCUGAGUAUGGUUGACCAGAACCUGUGAUAAAAGUAUGGUAAAUAUGACAAAUUGAGAUCUGCAGAGAAAAAGGAUUACACAUUCAAAAUGAAACAAGUUCAGCUUAAAAAAACAUCUAUUUCAGCCCAGUGAAAUAUAAAAGGCACAUAACUGAACAUACAAUGCAUAAACCAAAAGACUUACAGCAAUAGAAAACCACAAAAUACAGAGAAAUGAAAACUGUAACAUGAUGUAACUUAUUUUGGUUAUGUCUUUGGCACUGACUUUUUAUUUUCCUUUCCACACUCUUUAAGGUAUAAUUGAAUGAAAUCUAAGUACACAGUGAAAUUGUUUUUCUACAUUGAAAUGGCAUAAAUUCAACAUGUCUUCAUGGUAAUGUGAUGGGACCUGCAUUAUAUCAUGAAAGUCUGGAGAAACAGAUGGUGAGCCCCUGGUGUGACUCAUGACAUCAGUAAGGGUCACACAUUUAUUUUUAUUGGACAGAAUGUUAUUGAUACCAAAGUUUUUAUUAAAAGAGUUUAACCUUA
Toxotes jaculatrix (banded archerfish) is the source of this 2255-nucleotide messenger RNA. It is a transcript of the gene calr3b, whose product is annotated as calreticulin 3b. The transcript is spliced from 9 exons. Gene Ontology annotation, cellular component: endoplasmic reticulum membrane; endoplasmic reticulum. Lineage: Eukaryota; Metazoa; Chordata; Actinopteri; Toxotidae. The coding region runs from base 102 to 1370 and encodes 422 amino acids. Gene Ontology annotation, molecular function: calcium ion binding. Gene Ontology annotation, biological process: protein folding. The record is from RefSeq and is a predicted model, not a curated record.